CGCUGCGGUUCCAUGGUGGCUCUCGUUCUCUCUCUCGGCCGCACGACACUGAGAGCGAGCGUCGUCAAUUGCGGUCGUCGGCUACGCACAUCGUUGACCCCUGCCGGGUUAGCCUCUUUGACGCAUUGGACUGCAAGGUCGACUUCUCUCUCCCACCUUUCUGCGGCCUGGCCUGGCCUUGGCUGCAGCAGCACUCCCGAGGCUCGUCUCGUCUGACACCUCUGCCGCAGCUCUGAGACCUUUUCGUUUGCUUCGACUGCUCGUGAUAUAUAUAUGCUCCCAGACUCGUCGCUUCUCUCAUUUCUGCGAGCUGAACAGACAAACCGUAGAACAGCCAAGAGAGCAAGAGAGCAAUAGAGAGAGAGAGAGAGAGAGCGUCGAGCUGCAAGCGGAUACGAAAUCCGUUAGCUCCGUGCAAAGUGUCCUAUUCUACUUUGAGCACUCAGUCCCCGAGGGGAAGACCAGACCCUCCAGCGCCAUCUUUGAUCGCGCAGCGCAAUUGUUCACUUAUUUGCCUGAGGAGCAUCUCUGCUCCACUCACUCACACAUGCUUUCGCAACCCGUCCACAGUUUAGCGUCUCGCCUUCCGGUGUCGGCCAGGAGCUCGGGUUUGCACCGCUCGUCACUGACAGCCGGGGAACUGGGAAUUGCUGUAGACUCCCGCUGACGGAGGAGCGAUCCCCGCUGAGUGGGCUGAGGGGGUGGUGGCCGCGCUCGCGUUGUUGAUAGAACGAGCACUGUGAGGGUAAGAGCGACGCGAGGGAGGGAGGGAGGGAGGGCUCACGGGACGCAAGGCAAGGCAAGGCAAGGCAAGGCAGGGGAGCAUAAGGAGCUGGUUCUUCUCGUCUGGCUUACGUUCUGCUCAUGCGCGGGGCCAGCAGCCUGUGUAGCGUAACAACACCUGCGUCGAACAUUUCUGAGCUCAUGGAGUUGUGUGCGUCCGAGGCGUUUCGGCUCGUCCAUUGCAUGGGGAAUGUGUCGCCCACUUCCACAGAUUUCCCGUUCGACACAGUAGAGAACUGUCCUACUGAGAAUUUACAGGGCAAGUCCGUGGCCUCGGAUCUGGACGGGACAUUACUUCUGUCCCGCAGCUCGUUCCCUUACUUCAUGCUCAUUGCCUUCGAGGCCGGAAGCCCCCUGAGGGCCAUUUUGCUGCUACUGCUAAGUCCUCUGGCCUGGGUCCUAUACAACUUAAUUUCCGAGGAGCUGGGCAUUAAAUUGCUGAUUUUCAUUUCAUGCGCCGGGCUCAAAAUGUCCGUGAUCGAAUCAGUCUCACGUGGAGUCCUGCCCAAGUUCUACCUGGAGGACAUGCACCCUCAGUCGUACAAGAUUUUCACAUCGUGCGAGAGGCGAAUCGUUGUCACGGCCAAUCCGCGCGUUAUAGUGGAGCCAUUUCUUAGAGAUUAUCUGGGCGUGGAGGCAGUGCUGGGAACCGAGCUGCAGGUGAGCAGCGGCGGAUACGCAACAGGACUCGUGAGCUAUCCAGGGGUUCUCGUCGGGGACAGCAAGGAGCGCGCCGUCAAGAAGUACUUCGGCGACGAUCUGCCCGAUGUGGGCCUGGGCGAUCGAGAGACCGACUUCCCCUUCAUGGCUCUGUGCAAGGAAGCUUACCUGGUGCCGAAGAACGUGAAGCUCGCUCCGGUUCCGAAGGAUCAGUACCUGAAGCCUCUGAUCUUCCACGACGGGCGUCUGGUGUGCAGACCCACCCCUGUCACGUCGCUCGUGGUCCUGCUCUGGGCGCCCAUCGGCUUUCUGCUGGCGAUCACUCGCAUGUCUAUCGGUAUCUUUCUGCCCAUGUGGUGGGCGCUCCCCGUCGAGGCCUUCUUGGGCGUGAGUGUGCUGAUCAAGGGGAUCCCUCCCACUUCCCCGGCUGGCGGCGAGAGGAAGGGAGUGCUCUUUGUGUGCUCGCACAGAACUCUGCUGGAUCCUAUCUUCCUCUCCAUCGCCGUCCGCCGCGAGGUCACGGCCGUCACCUACUCCAUUUCGCGGCUGUCUGAGGUCUUGUCUCCGAUCAAGACCGUGAGGCUCACGAGGUGUCGGGCUCAGGAUGCCAGCACUAUGGCCAGGCUGCUGGACGAGGGCGACUUGGUUGUCUGCCCUGAGGGCACUACUUGCCGGGAGCCUUUCCUGCUUCGAUUCAGUGCUCUGUUUGCAGAACUCGCCGACCAGAUUGUGCCCGUGACGAUGAACUGCAAAAUUCAGAUGUUCCAUGGGACCUCGGCUCGCGGGUGGAAGGGCCUGGACCCGUUCUUCUUCUUCAUGAACCCCAAGCCCAGCUACGAGGUGACCUUCCUCCCGCAGCUGCCCAUCGAGCUUACAUGUACAGGAGGCAAAUCGAGCCACGAUGUGGCGAAUUACAUUCAAAGGUUGCUGGCCAACUCAUUGGGAUUUCAAUGUACAAAUUUCACUCGCAAGGACAAGUACAGAGUGCUGGCGGGCAAUGAUGGGAUCGUUCCGGACAAGAGCACGAAGCAGGCGAAGAUCAUCACCACCUGAGUGGCGACCCUUGUUCUGUGUGCAGUUCUUUCAAAUACGAGGCGGGAGUUUGUUCUAUAAGAGAGUGUUGCUGCCGGAGUGUUGGGGGUGCUCGUCGAGAAUUUUUAUUUCACAGAUUUCUCACUUCCGAAAGGGUUUCAUUCAUGGAAAGGCCCACGAAGUGAAUAAGUGCUCUUUUGACUAAUUGGUUUACAAAUAAAUAUAGGGAACACCACAUGCCCAGUGCUCCACCCGAGAGCGCACUAAAGAUUGUCCUUUGGUACGAAGUUUCUGGUACAGCAAGUAAGGCCAUUUAAAGCUUAGUGUAUUAUUUCCCAUCUUAUGUGGUUAGCAUGCACAGUUCCUCGAAACGACUGCCAGAACUCUUUCAAUGACAGACAUUAGAAGAGCCAGAAAACAUGUGCUCAUAUAUUUCGUCAUCGUUCGUGUAGGAGCCCAUUCCAAGCAGAUAGACCCACAAAGAGUUCAGGAUGUGUUUGCUUGGCUGGUGGCCCCUUUAGGGAUUCCUUUCUGGCACCGAAAUUUGGAUUGCCUUGUAAGAUAAUUUAAGAAAUCUGUUCCAAGCGAGAUUCAAAAUCCUUG
Molecule: messenger RNA, 3078 nt
Organism: Marchantia polymorpha subsp. ruderalis
Lineage: Eukaryota; Viridiplantae; Streptophyta; Marchantiopsida; Marchantiales; Marchantiaceae
Source: the annotation of a GenBank genome assembly